Molecule: messenger RNA, 201 nt
Organism: Saitoella complicata NRRL Y-17804
Lineage: Eukaryota; Fungi; Ascomycota; Saitoellomycetes; Saitoellales; Saitoellaceae
Exons: 2
Coding region: 1-201 (66 amino acids)
Biological process (GO): DNA-templated transcription
Cellular component (GO): RNA polymerase I complex; RNA polymerase III complex; RNA polymerase II, core complex
Molecular function (GO): zinc ion binding; DNA-directed RNA polymerase activity; DNA binding
Source: RefSeq, a predicted model, not a curated record
AUGUCCUCCCAAGCCUACCAACCCCCGGCCUCCGCUGGUGCCGCAAUCGCCCGUCCUACGCAGCAGAUCGUUUACCUGUGUGCCGACUGUGGCAGCAAGAACCAGAUUCAGGCCAAGGAGCCGAUUCGGUGUAGGGAGUGUGGACAUAGGGUUAUGUACAAGCAGAGAACGACGAGGAUGGUUCAGUUCGAGGCUCGUUGA